AUGUCGAAUUUACAACCAGACUUGACAACGGAGAUCCAUCUCCCAUCGCCCCCUUUCUUGCCCGUAGACGGGCUCCCAAAUUUCCGCGACUGCGGUGGCUACCCGAUUGCCGGUCGUCCUGGCUGGAUGCUUCGAAAGGGCGUUAUUUAUCGAUCGGCAAAUCCGUCUACGAUAACAGAGGAAGGUAUCAGCCAUUUGCGUGCACUAGGGAUCGUGAAAGUCUUCGAUCUUCGCUCCAGUAAGGAGAUUGAGGAGAGCACAAGGCAGGGCUGGGGUAGAAUCAGGGUUUGGGAUCCAGCCCAGAGGGUCUCCGUCCCGAUUUUUAAGGAUAGCGACGUUACCAGUGCCCAUCGAGCCCGACGGGACAAGAACCCCAGGAAAGAAGGACACGACGGUUAUAUCGAGUACUACCAGGAGUUGCUCGCUUCUGCUCUCGCCGCCGAUGAUACCGCACAGUCCCUCAGAAGCAUUCUGGGCCAUCUCGCCACCGGCUCACCCUCGGGGCCCGAGCCGGUUCUCAUUCACUGCUCACUUGGCAAAGACCGUACCGGCGUGAUAUGCGCCCUCAUCCUGAGCAUCUGCGGCGUCGAGGACGACAUCGUGGCGCAUGAGUAUGCGUUGACGGCUUUGGGCCUACAAAGGAAGAUUGCCCAGAUCAUGUUAGAGAUUAGGCCACAUGCGCCAAGUAUGACCGAGGAAGAGCAGCGCUUCUUUGGGUCUAGAAAGGGAGCUAUGUUAGGCUUCCUCGCAUACAUUCGGCGGAAUGGUGGCCCACAGAGACUCGUGGAAGAAUCGGGGGUGAUAUCGCCGGCAGAGAUUGAGCAACUACGGAUGAAUCUGAUUACUGAGUUGGAGGCGGGAGAAGAACAUGCCGAUUGGAAAGAGCAUACAAAGCUCUAA
This is a messenger RNA of Scedosporium apiospermum, 900 nucleotides long. RefSeq lists its product as uncharacterized. Gene Ontology annotation, molecular function: phosphoprotein phosphatase activity. NCBI's taxonomy places the organism in Eukaryota, Fungi, Ascomycota, Sordariomycetes, Microascales, Microascaceae. The transcript has 3 exons. Gene Ontology annotation, biological process: dephosphorylation. The record is from RefSeq and is a predicted model, not a curated record. The coding region runs from base 1 to 900 and encodes 299 amino acids.